Messenger RNA from Acanthopagrus latus (yellowfin seabream), 3734 nucleotides. RefSeq names its product actin-binding LIM protein 3-like. The record is from RefSeq and is a predicted model, not a curated record. Bases 212 to 2308 code for a protein of 698 amino acids. Gene Ontology annotation, cellular component: stress fiber; actin cytoskeleton. Gene Ontology annotation, biological process: lamellipodium assembly; cilium assembly; cytoskeleton organization. NCBI's taxonomy places the organism in Eukaryota, Metazoa, Chordata, Actinopteri, Spariformes, Sparidae. The transcript is spliced from 23 exons. Gene Ontology annotation, molecular function: actin filament binding.
GAGGGAGCAGGGAGAACCCGGUCCAGACUGAGAGAGAGGGAGCAGGGAGAACCCGGUCCAGACUGACACAGAGGGAGCAGGGAGAACCCGGUCCAGACUGACACAGAGGGGAGUUGACUCCUUCAUAUCUGGACCUUCUGUCCGGCUGCUGGAGGCUGAACUGAGGUUCUGGACUGGAUUCACUCAGGCUGCUGGACUUCUGCUUCACAUCAUGAGUGGACCGACUAAUGUUCAGUACCAGUCGGGUCUGUAUGGAGGCAACAACAACAGCAGCUCUCCUCUCUCCAGUCGAGGAAACUCUCCCAUCGUGUGUGAGCGCUGUGGGGAGGUGUGUCGUGGGGAGGUGGUGCGCGUCAAAAACACACACUUCCAUGUUCACUGCUUCACCUGCCAAGUGUGCGGCUGUGAUCUGGUGCACUCGGGUUUCUUCCACCACUCUGGCGAGUACAUCUGCACAGAGGACUACCAGCGGCUCCACGGGACCCAGUGCGACAGCUGCGAUCAGUACAUAACCGGAGAGGUGGUGUCGGCCCUGGGGAGGACGUACCACCCGCACUGCUUCGUCUGCAGCAUCUGCAGGAGCCCGUUCCCGAUCGGAGACAGGGUGACCUUCUGUGGAAAGAAGUGUGUGUGUCAGCAGUGCUCACACUCUCUGAGCAGCGACAAGCCCGUCAAGGUCCACGGGCCGAGCUACUGCGCCGGCUGUGGCGAGGAGAUCAAACAGGGCCAGUCUCUGCUGGCGCUGGAGCGACAGUGGCACGUCAGCUGCUUCAAAUGUCGGACGUGUGGCUGCACGCUCACCGGAGAGUACAUCAGCAAGGACGGGAUCCCGUACUGUGAGGCGGACUACCACGCUCAGUUUGGGAUCAAGUGUGACAGCUGCAACAGGUACAUCAGCGGCCGAGUCCUGGAGGCUGGAGGGAAGCGCUACCACCCCAGCUGUGCCAGGUGUGCCCGCUGUCACAUGAUGUUCCUGGAAGGAGAGGAAAUGUACCUUACAGGUUCAGAGGUUUGGCACCCCAUGUGUAAAGAAGCAGCUCGACUGGAGAGAAAACUGAGGCUGAGACGAACCUCUGAGACGGCGUCCAUCUCCCCGCCGGGCUCCUCGCCACUCCUCGGCUCUCCUCACCGCCUCAUCUGUUCUAAAGCUGACGGUGAUUUGGACUAUAAGCAGCUGGCGGCGCUGCCCAGGGUCAAAGCCGUAUACGACAUCCAGCGGCCCGACAUCAUCCCUUAUCAGGCCGACCAGGCGAACACACACCUCUCAGACGACACCCUGGAGCGAUACAGCUGUGGACAGUCAUUGGGAUCGUUAUCACCAUACUCUCAUGAUCUCUUGGACGGCGUUGACUUGAGAACGAGGCGUUCCUCCAGCUCCGUCUUCACCGACUCUCCUGCUCACAGUCGCCACGGAGGCUCCCCACUGCAUUGUUAUCUCCCCGGCAGUGAGAGUGGCAGGAGUUCACCCUAUUACAGUCAGCCAGAGCCCAGGUGUGUCACUCCCACCCCGACCGCCACACUUCAAGCCCCGAGACAUUUCCAUGUGCCAGCCUCUGAGGAAACCAACAUCUACAGGAAACCUCCCAUCUAUAAGAGACCAGACAUUUCUGCCUCUCCGACACCCAUUAAGAGGAAGACCAACGAGAACCUGGUCAACUCCCGCCGCCUCUCCACCUCCAACUGUAACAGCAACCUUUAUCACCCAGACUCCAACUACUAUCCGUAUACCGGCUCUCCAAAAGUCUCCAGGACGAGGAGGUUUUCAUCCGGAGGAGAGGAGGACGGAUGGAAUCAGAACAUAAACAAAGGCAUCGGCAGGAUGAUCCUGAAGGAGGAGAUGAAGGCGCGGUCAGGCUGUUACGACAAUGACCAGUGGGGCAGCAGACGCAGUUCUCGCUGUAACAGCAAGGAGGCGCUGAACAAUCUGGGAUUCAGCUCCCUCAAUGGCUCGCCGAAGUCCAUCAACAGCACCGACAGCGACUCGUACGUUGCCAAAUCGGCCUCGUUGCCAGGCUACGGCAGGAAUGGACUGAACAGGCCUGGGAGUGCCGGUGCAGAUUAUUACCAGUAUGACAGCAGUAAUGCAGUUAAUUGGCAGAUCAGAGAAUACAAGAUCUACCCGUAUGAAUCUCUCAUCGUGUCGGUCAGAGGGCAGAAGCGUCUUCCAGGUGAUGUGGACAGAGCCCGGCUGGAGCGUCACCUCUCACCAGAGGAGUUCUACAGAGUCUUCGGGAUGUCCAUGUCUGCCUUUGAUCGUCUCGCUCAGUGGAAGAAGAACGAACUGAAGAAACAGGUCAGACUCUUCUGAGAAAAAUGAAGUCGUCAGAGCUGUCCAACCCAGCACAGGUCCACUGCCAACAGUGUGUCUGAAGCAGCGGCCUCCUGGAUGGCGUCAGAUCUGAACCCAGACUGGCUCCGUCUCUCAGUGGGAGAGGAACUGAAGGAGCAGGAGCAGAUCUGUUGGCCUCCAGAUCUUGGCGUGCUUUUAACUAAUGUGUACUUGGACUUAUUAAGCAAUACAUACGGAGUUAGCCAAGUGGCCAAAUGGGAAAAAGAACUGGACGGAAAGCAUGAAGACUUUGAGAGGCUCCAGCAGACAGAAAGUCGAUGAGACGUCGGCUGCUUCUCCUUCUCAAACCAGCAGAUGGCGGUGCGUUAACACGAGCACCGGGGCGGCCGGCUGAUCCGUGACCUGAUAGUAUUUGGUAUCAUACUGAGGUCGGCCGCACUGAGCCAAACCUGCAUUCAUGCCGAAAUUGAGGGAGACAGUUUGAGAAGCAAACAGGCUGGAAUGUGGUCGAUGGAAAACAGGAUCCAGUCAGAGACUCUCAUCAGACAAGUGGACCACAUAUGUGGGAUCCUUAACAUGAAGGCUGCUGAACAUGACAUACACCUGGGGUUUUUAUAAAGUGCAAACACUGACAACCAAAUGUUUUUCUUCUUUUUGUUAAAAAAAAACAAAAAAAACUGGCAUGUAUCUGAUUUCCAUGUCAGUUUUUCUGAAGCCAUAUCAGUUCUCCUCUGUGUCCUGAGCUGACUGAGCAGUUCACUGGAGUGUGUUUUAGAAACAUGAUGUGGUCGUGAGGUUUAAUGUGAAUGAACUGUGUGUGACGGCUCUGAGCUCAGAGAGGUCAGUCAAGAUUAGAAGUCAGGAUUUAGUGCCACACACACACUUUAGGAUAUCUUAGUUUUUACUGUUUUUAUUUAAAGAAAUCUGAAAGUUUGUUUCGUACUCGCUGCAGCUGCACUCAUGACGCAGCAAAGAAUUUCCGCUGCUGGAUUACAAUUAAACCAGACUGAAUCAUGUUUGUGGUGUGCAAGUGUGUGUGUGUGUGUGUGUGUGUGUGUGUGUGUGUGUGUGUGUGUGUGUGUGUGUGUGUGUGUGUGUGUGUGUAUUUACAGCAGAUGACAAAUAGAGGAUCAUUCAUGGAAGAUUAUUCAGAAAGCACUCUGAAUAAUAAGAUAAACAAUUCUGAGGUGAAGGAAGGACAAUGAAAGUUUUACACAUCACGACAGAAUGAAACAGGUUGUCUGAGCUGAAAUGGUAAAAUAGGAACACGAUUUAUUGAUAGUUUUUUUUUUUUUUGCAGAAGUGUUGUACUUGGAUGUUAAAGAUGGAAUAAUUUCUGCUUCAGGAACCUAAACCAUGAGAUGUGCAUAUGUGUUUACAGGUUUUUAUUUAUUUGAGUAACAUGUCCGUCACUACAGCUUCUGAAUAAAUGAUUAAAACAUCA